AUGCCGUUCGAUGUUCUCGCAACAUCGUGCCAGUUUGACGCGAAACAAGACGACAACUCCAGCAUGGUGGUUUUGCCGGCGUGGCGUGAUGCUGACCUCCUGCAGUACGCGAAGUUAACGGACUGGGUUACUGAAACUGGUCUACGCAAGGUCAAGCGGAAGAACACACCAUAUUCAAAAAUUGCUAAGGAGCAGUACUUCUAUAGUGGCGGCAGCUUGCGCGAGUUCUGUAAAAAACGGAGCUCGCUUGAAGAGCGUGUAGCGAGAGACUGCCGUGCCGUGGGAAAUGGUCAAGCGUUUGACUUGGUGUACAACUAUGGUGGGGGACAAAGCAAGAGCCAAGUGGAUCGUUUGCGGCGUCACUACAUCACUGACUGGAACCGAGAAGUGGAAUACCAUGACAGUCGAUGGUGGAAGCUAUCUGUGGAUUCCGGAUAUGUGCUGAGCCA
Messenger RNA from Plasmopara halstedii, 449 nucleotides. RefSeq lists its product as uncharacterized. The transcript has a single exon. The annotation marks the transcript as partial. The record is from RefSeq and is a predicted model, not a curated record. Lineage: Eukaryota; Oomycota; Peronosporomycetes; Peronosporales; Peronosporaceae.